Molecule: messenger RNA, 4321 nt
Organism: Brienomyrus brachyistius
Lineage: Eukaryota; Metazoa; Chordata; Actinopteri; Osteoglossiformes; Mormyridae
Product: calcium/calmodulin-dependent protein kinase type II subunit gamma
Exons: 24
Coding region: 134-2044 (636 amino acids)
Biological process (GO): protein phosphorylation
Cellular component (GO): neuron projection; cytoplasm
Molecular function (GO): calcium/calmodulin-dependent protein kinase activity; calmodulin binding; ATP binding
Source: RefSeq, a predicted model, not a curated record
UUAUCUCCACCUCCACUAGCACCAACACAGCACCACCCCUCCCCCUUCUUCUCUCUCUGAGCGCAUGAGAUCUUCUCCCGAAACCUGAGCGCAGUAGACGCCGAAAGGACAGGCGAAACUCCCCCCGCAGAACAUGGCUACGAUCGUUACCUCGACCAGGUUCACGGACGAGUAUCAGCUAUACGAAGAGUUGGGAAAGGGCGCCUUCUCCGUAGUGCGCCGAUGUGUGAAGAAGUCCACCGGGCAGGAGUACGCCGCCAAAAUUAUCAACACCAAGAAACUUUCGGCCAGAGAUCAUCAGAAAUUGGAACGAGAGGCUCGCAUCUGUCGCCUACUGAAACACCCCAACAUUGUUCGUCUCCAUGACAGCAUCGCUGAAGAAGGCUUCCAUUACCUGGUCUUUGACCUUGUCACCGGCGGUGAGCUGUUUGAGGAUAUCGUCGCCAGGGAGUAUUACAGCGAAGCUGACGCAAGUCAGUGCAUCAAUCAGAUCCUGGAGAGCGUCAGUCACAUCCACCAGCAUGACAUCGUGCACAGGGACCUCAAGCCCGAGAAUCUGCUUUUGGCCAGCAAGAUGAAGGGGGCUGCUGUCAAGCUGGCCGACUUUGGCCUAGCCAUCGAGGUGCAGGGGGACCAGCAGGCUUGGUUUGGUUUCGCAGGUACCCCGGGGUACCUCUCCCCUGAGGUCCUGAGGAAGGACCCAUAUGGCAAGCCAGUGGACAUCUGGGCAUGUGGUGUAAUCCUCUACAUUCUGCUGGUGGGCUACCCCCCGUUCUGGGAUGAAGACCAACACAAGCUCUAUCAGCAGAUCAAGGCUGGUGCCUACGAUUUCCCAUCUCCCGAGUGGGAUACAGUCACACCUGAGGCAAAGAACCUCAUCAACCAGAUGCUGACCAUCAACCCGGCCAAGAGGAUCACUGCGGACCAAGCCCUGAAGCACCCAUGGGUCUGUCAACGCUCGACAGUGGCCUCCAUGAUGCACCGCCAAGAGACCGUGGAAUGUCUGCGGAAGUUUAAUGCCCGGAGGAAGUUGAAGGGCGCCAUCCUCACCACCAUGCUGGUAUCCAGGAACUUCUCAGGACUGGGCCGGCAGCAGACCAGCCCUGCCGCCACCACCAGCACUGCCACGCUGGCACAGGAAGCGUGCAAAAGUUUGCUAAACAAAAAAACAGAUGGCGUAAAGAAACGGAAAUCCAGCUCCAGUGUUUAUUUAAUGCCACAGACAAACGACAGUAAAAACAGUGUAGUCAGCAGCAGCAGCAGCAGCAGCACCAAAGACAGCAGCAUCUCAUCCUCCACACUGAUGGAACCACAGACCACUGUUGUGCACAACCCAGCUGAUGGCGUCAAGGGUUCCACAGAGAGCUACAAUACCACAGAAGAGGAGGAUAUGAAAGGUAGGAAAGCAGCUGGACUGGCCAGUGCUGCCAGCAGUGACAGCGCAGUGGCGAGCCAGUGCAGCGGCAGUGAGGAGCCUGCCGCACAGGCGGACCCCCACCACUGUCUGCCAGCCACUGGCCCGCUGCAUGAUGUAAAACGUAUUGCUUGGAACAGUUCAGGACAGGAGCAUUGUCCCGACCUAGAGCAUGCUCAGCCACUGCCCCCCGCUGCACCCCUAGGGGGCAGCAGCACACAGCAGUCACGCAAGCAGGAAAUCAUCAAGAUCACAGAGCAGCUGAUAGAAGCCAUCAAUAACGGGGACUUUGAGGCAUAUACGAGAAUCUGUGAUCCUGGACUGACAUCCUUUGAACCAGAAGCACUUGGAAAUCUAGUAGAGGGCAUGGAUUUUCACAAGUUCUACUUUGAAAAUUUAUUGAGUAAGAACAGCAAGCCUGUCCAUACCACCAUCUUGAACCCUCAUGUGCACCUGAUUGGCGAGGACGCGGCUUGCAUUGCCUACAUCCGCCUCACGCAGUACAUCGACUGGCAGGGCCGGCCGCGCAGCAGCCAGUCUGAGGAGACACGCGUGUGGCACCGCCGUGAUGCCAAGUGGCUCAAUGUCCACUUCCACUGCUCAGGGGCACCUGCGGCACCCCUACAGUGAGGACUGCUGAGCCCAGGUUGCAUGAAUCCUGAAGCUAACUGGAGCAUUUCUUAUCAGAGGUUGCAUCGGCGCCAGGGGUCUGGCCAGACGAGACCACAAAAGGCUAAAACACUUUAAAAUGAGAACCAACGACUGCAGCGGCAUGACCACCAUACCCCACCCACCCAGUUCCAUCAAGAUGGGAGGAGCCAGCCUCUGCUGUGACUCCGCCCUCCAGAUGGUACAAGCUUCUGAUGCUCACAUGGAGGUGUCAUCUUGUCCUUUACCCUCAGAUCAAACUUCCUGCCCAUUACAACUGUCCAAAGAGUGUUAAACAUUUGUUCAGCAAAAUAUAUCAGAAUCAAACAUUUAUGUACGUAUGUGGAACAGGAGCUGCAGUCAUUUUGAAGAUGAUUUUAUGCACUCGCCCUCAUUAGUGUUUAGGUGCCGAAAUUUUGUUCUCAUAUUUUUAAAUGCAUAUCUAGAUGUUUGAAUGCAAGUCAGAGCAAGAAAAAAAAAACUAUUUGAACAUUAUAAUUAAAAAGCACCAAAGUGUAGACUUUAGGUAUUUGAUAUUGUUUUACUUUUUUGUGUGAGGGAUGGGGCAGGUUUUGUAUUGUGUGUUGUGAAAUGACACUUGCUUUUUAUCUCCUGAAUGAUGAAUCGAAAGUUUUGUGUUUCAAGAAAAUUAAUUUUUUGAAGAUGUACAUGUAGACGACAUAGGGCACCCUCUGUUUCUGGGUGUGGGAACGUAAUGUUGCAUAAGAGGCCCGGCCUCUGCCCCAAGCCUGGCAGCUCUGUCAUUGGGAUAAGGCCCAUCUGUGCUAAAACAGUAGAAUGUAGCAUUAGUGUUGCCGAAACAGCUUCACAAAGGUAGAUGAUAGCACUUUCACUACUCCAGGGGGUGCUACACACUAGGGAGCCUUUGGCUACUUUGUCUGAAUAGAGAUUAAGCAACUGAAAUUUUGUUCAGUCCAUCCUGGGGGAAAAGGGAAAAAAAGCAAAUUACCUGCACUGCUUAGCGCACAAGACUGAACACGGAAGGAAUGUUCAGUGGAUCCUUCUGCUUAGCACCACCUGACUGCUCCAGGCCAGGCGGCUAAUGAGGACCACACAGAGCUUGGGACCCUGAUCUAGUGCAGAAGAACUAGUCUUGGCAAGUCUCCUGUCCCUAAUCCAACUAUGUGCAUACAUGGACCACUCCACAGACUCGGCUCUCCUGCAGCAAGCCCAGGCUGAGAGACAGGCUGCUUUGACAGUGCAGGGCUAACUUUCCUUCUUCUGGUCAGGUGAAGGCAGGCUGGGAACAGAGAAAGGGACACUUUGCAUAUAUAGCAAUAGCUCCCUUCAAAAAAUAAACCAUAUUGCUGUGAUGGAUAAACGUCAGAACAUGCCGUGUUCACUGUCAAGUAGACGUGUGACUUGUGACGCUCGGGGCAUAUCCUGGCUGCCACUCCACCUAUCGAUGCUGUGUUAACCUGCUCCAUCAUACCAGUCAGGUAGUGAACACCCAGGAUCUCUGAGAUUCCUUUUAAUAGAAAGAAAAAUAAUGCUCUGCCUUCUUCACACUGUGUAACAUCCCCCCAACUGUGCUGUGUAACACAAUGUUAGCUCUGUGAGUUAAACACCUGACACUGUCUCCAUGUUGCAGUGUACUAGAUGAUGUGAUGUUCUAAGUCGUUUCAACGUGUGACUUGCGCUGUGAGAACUGGUUGCCUGGUAAAGUGUUUUCAUUACAUGCGUGUGCACGUGUGAGUGAGUGCGAAUUUGGGGAAAGAUCAAGCUAAAGUCCAGUUUACAUUAUUAAAAAAGGGAACACAGAGGAGGACACUAAACUGAAACAGUCACUGCUGCAGAGCCCGGACACACAAUACUAAGGGAACCGUAAGCCACAGCGUAACAAAACCAUAUAUGCAGUUUUACAAGAGAAGGAAAUAUGCAUGUCUACUUUCUGGUAAAAUGUUUUUCAGUUUGUGUUUACUUAAAAGUUAGUUGCAUCUGAGGUAAAUGCACACUGUGCAGCCUCACAUAUGCGUGAUGUGAGACACUUGAGAAGCUCACCUUAGCUUGGUAUGUCCCCUUAUUAGUAAACUCCUGCAUUGUAAUAGUACACUUACGGGGCUUCAUAUACUCGAGUUUCAAAUUGGAUGCUGGAUUUUGCAUGAUCAUAUAAAAAAAAAAUAAACCAUGAGUUAAGCAAACUUGCCAGGUGUUUGUUUGAAUGUUUGUAGGUCUUCUUCAUAGCUUUGUUAUUGAAACCUGAUCUGAAAGUAUUUAAUAAAUAAUAUUUCGACUGUG